ACUGGUUUUGUGAUCCAGGGUCACAUUUAUAACAACGUAUUUGUAAUGUGCAUCUUUCUUAUUUUUAAUCUUUAUUGUUAAUAAAUAUGUAUUAAUAAGAAAUGUGAUUUGCAUAUGGGUAUAAUUUUGUUCAGUGAUGUUGUAGCCUAAUAUUUUGUAUUUUCUACAUUUGUAGGAAACCAUAAGUGUAGAAUUGGACAAAUGGACUUUGCAAACGCGGUGUAUCCCCGUUGUCUGGCCAAAUUCCCUCGACUGGCACUUGACAAUCAUGGCCUCCUAAUAAUCCCCAUCCACUUGAUUGGCUCUAUGACUCUCUCUUCUCUCCACCUGUAGCUGGUGUGUGGUGAGCACACUGGCGCUGUUAUACUGUGGCUGCCAUCGCAUUAUCCAGGUGGAUGCUGCACACUGGUGGUGGUUGAGGAGAGAUUUGGGUGUACAGCAAUACACAAUGAAAGCACUAUAUAAAUGCCUCUUUCAUUCAUUCAUGAAUAUAUUUUAAAAGUAUUAGGAGUAUUAACAAACUAAUUAUUUAUUUAUAUAUUUAUUAAUGAGCUAUUUAUUAAAGAUUUUAAAUAUAGUUUGGUUCAAAGGAGCACCAACUACACACACCAGUCAGACAUCAGAUCUGUUUUGCUUAGUGCUGGUAUAUAGUGUCCUCAAGUGGGAAUAGUGAGUUUACAAAGACCUGAGAGAGGCAGUCACAUGACCAUAGUGACUGUUUCAACUAAAGGACUUUCACUAUCAAAACGAGAAGCUCUGGCAGUUUCAUUCUGUCUGAGAGGCAUUCUGAGAGAGAGAACAGCUGAGUGAAACAACACAGGAAAUUACAAACAUUAAUAAUGACUUCUGGAAAAGAAGGUGAUCUGAGGAUUAUUCUCCUGGGUAAAACUGGAGCAGGAAAAAGUGCAACAGGAAACAGCAUCCUGGGCAGAAAUGCAUUUAAAGAGACCAGUGAAAUAUGUGAGAAACAGAAAGGAUACGUGGAUGGGAAGAACAUUGUUGUAUUUGAUACUCCAGGACUGUUCAAUGCAUCUAUCACAAAAGAGCAAGUGAAGGCAGAAAUAGAGAGGUGUGUAGAGAUGUCUUCUCCUGGUCCUCAUGUGUUCCUGCUGGUGAUCAAACUGGGAGUGAGAUUCACAGAAGAGGAGAGGAACUCAGUGCAAUGGAUUCAGGAGAACUUUGGAAAAGAGGCUUUGCUUCGUACCAUCAUUAUUUUUACUCACACUGAUCUGCUGAAGGGUAAAUCUUUGGAGGCGUACAUCAGGAAAAGCCACUAUUUACCAAAAAUACUUGAUAGUUUUGGUGGCAGAUAUCACUCAUUCAACAAUGAAGACAGAAGCAAUCAACAAGUUACAAAACUGCUUCAAAAGAUCAAAGUAAUAAUGAAGAAACGUGAAAUAAAGCAGGGAACACCUGAUUUGUUUAAAACAGAAAUAACAGGGAAGAAGAAAAUGAACCUGACAAAGUUCUCAUAUAUUUUGUGUACUAUUGUACUGAUUGGAGGUAUAUUACUAGAAACAUGGCAGCUUCAAAAGCAAAAGGAGGACAAUCAGCAACUGACAAAUGAGCUUAAACAGAAGAAGGAGCAGCUGCAAAAGAAACUCAGACAGAAGGAGGAGCAGCUGCAAAAGAAAGAAGAGGAGACACAGCAACUGACAAAUGAACUAAAACAGAAAGAAGAGCAGAAACAGCAACUGACUAAUGAACUAAAACAGAAGGAGGAACACCUACAAAAGAAAGAAGAGGAGACACAGCAACUGACAAAUGAACUAAAACAGGAGGAGGAACAGCUGCAAAAGGAACUCAGACAGAAGGAGGAGCAGCUGCAAAAGAAAGAAGAGGAGACACAGCAACUGACAAAUGAACUAAAACAGAAAGAAGAGCAGACACAACAACUGACAAAUGAACUAAAACAGAAAGAAGAGCAGACACAGCAACUGACAAAUGAACUAAAACAGAAAGAAGAGCAGACACAACAACUGACAAAUGAACUAAAACAGAAAGAAGAGCAGAAACAGCAACUGACUAAUGAACUAAAACAGAAGGAGGAACACCUACAAAAGAAAGAAGAGGAGACACAGCAACUGACAAAUGAACUAAAACAGAAGGAGGAACACCUACAAAAGAAAGAAGAGGAGACACAGCAACUGACAAAGGAACUCAGACAGAAGGAGGAACAGCUGCAAAAGAAAGAAGAGGAGACACAGCAACUGACAAAUGAACUAAAACAGAAAGAAGAGCAGACACAACAACUGACAAAUGAACUAAAACAGAAAGAAGAGCAGACACAACAACUGACAAAUGAACUAAAACAGAAAGAAGAGCAGAAACAGCAACUGACUAAUGAACUAAAACAGAAGGAGGAACACCUACAAAAGAAAGAAGAGGAGACACAGCAACUGACAAAUGAACUAAAACAGAAGGAGGAACACCUACAAAAGAAAGAAGAGGAGACACAGCAACUGACAAAUGAACUAAAACAGAAGGAGGAACACCUACAAAAGAAAGAAGAGGAGACACAGCAACUGACAAAUGAACUAAAACAGAAAGAAGAGCAGACACAACAACUGACAAAUGAACUAAAACAGAAAGAAGAGCAGACACAGCAACUGACAAAUGAACUAAAACAGAAGGAGGAACACCUAAAAAAGAAAGAAGAGGAGACACAGCAACUGACAAAUGAACUAAAACAGAAGGAGGAACGCCUAAAAAAGAAAGAAGAGGAGACACAGCAACUGACAAAUGAACUAAAACAGAAGGAGGAACACCUAAAAAAGAAAGAAGAGGAGACACAGCAACUGACAAAUGAACUAAAACAGAAGGAGGAACAGCUGCAAAAGGAACUCAGACAGAAGGAGGAGCAGCUGCAAAAGAAAGAAGAGGAGACACAGCAACUGACAAAUGAACUAAAACAGAAAGAAGAUCAGACACAACAACUGACAAAUGAACUAAAACAGAAGGAGGGACAGCUGCAAAAGAAAGAAGAGGAGACACAGCAACUGACAAAUGAACUAAAACAGAAAGAAGAGCAGACACAGCAACUGACUAAUGAACUAAAACAGAAGGAGGAACACCUACAAAAGAAAGAAGAGGAGACACAGCAACUGACAAAUGAACUAAAACAGAAAGAAGAGCAGACACAGCAAUUGACAAAUGAACCAAAACAGAAGGAGGAACAGCUGCAAAAGAAAGAAGAGGAGACACAGCAACUGACAAAUGAACUAAAACAGAAGAAGGAACAGCUGCAAAAUGAACUCAGACAGAUGGAGGAACAGCUGCAAAAGAAAGAAGAGGAGAACCAGCAACUGACAAAUGAACUAAAACAGAAGGAGGAACAGCUGCAAGAAAAAAAAGAGGAGACACAGCAACUGACAAAUGAGCUAAGACAGAAGGAGGAACAGCUGCAAAAGAAAGAGGAGGAGACAAAGCAACUGACAAAUGAACUAAAACAGAAGGAGGAACAGCUGCAAAAUGAACUCAGACAGAUGGAGGAACAGCUGCAAAAGAAAGAAGAGGAGAACCAGCAACUGACAAAUGAACUAAAACAGAAGGAGGAACAGCUGCACAAGAAAAAAGAGGAGACACAGCAACUGACAAAUGAGCUAAGACAGAAGGAGGAACAGCUGCAAAAGAAAGAAGAGGAGACAAAGCAACUGACAAAUGAACUAAAACAGAAGGAGGAACAGCUGCAAAAUGAACUCAGACAGAUGGAGGAACAGCUGCAAAAGAAAGAAGAGGAGAACCAGCAACUGACAAAUGAACUAAAACAGAAGGAGGAACAGCUGCACAAGAAAAAAGAGGAGACACAGCAACUGACAAAUGAGCUAAGACAGAAGGAGGAACAGCUGCAAAAGAAAGAGGAGGAGAACCAGCAACUGCAAAAGGAACUCAAACAAGAAAAAGCAGCUCAAAAGCAAAUGCAGGAGACAGAGGAGCUGACAACUGAGCUCAAAUAGAUGGAGGAGCAGCAACUGACAAUUGAACUAAAACAAAAGGGGGAACAGCUGCAAAAAGAACUCAGACAGAAGGAGGAACAGCUGCAAAAGAAAGAAGAGGAGACACAGCAACUGACAAAUGAACUAAAACAAAAAGGGGGAACAGCUGC
Onychostoma macrolepis is the source of this 4105-nucleotide messenger RNA. Its product is annotated as interaptin-like. Lineage: Eukaryota; Metazoa; Chordata; Actinopteri; Cypriniformes; Cyprinidae. Gene Ontology annotation, molecular function: GTP binding. The record is from RefSeq and is a predicted model, not a curated record.